UCUGGGGAGCUUACCGCCGUUGUGGACGAGCUACUCGGACAACUAUCAAACAAGUUUUCUACCAUCUCAAGCGAACUGCUUUCUAAGAUGGACGAUAUGUCCCGAAGGCUUGACAACCUUGAAGCAACGAUACAAGCCGGGGAAACGCCAAAGGGAGACGGAUCUAGCAAAUAG
Mytilinidion resinicola is the source of this 174-nucleotide messenger RNA. RefSeq lists its product as uncharacterized. The transcript has 2 exons. Lineage: Eukaryota; Fungi; Ascomycota; Dothideomycetes; Mytilinidiales; Mytilinidiaceae. Gene Ontology annotation, biological process: cellular heat acclimation. The record is from RefSeq and is a predicted model, not a curated record. Gene Ontology annotation, cellular component: nucleus; cytosol. The annotation marks the transcript as partial. Gene Ontology annotation, molecular function: transcription corepressor activity.